Messenger RNA from Closterium sp. Naga37s-1, 2166 nucleotides. NCBI's taxonomy places the organism in Eukaryota, Viridiplantae, Streptophyta, Zygnematophyceae, Desmidiales, Closteriaceae. The record is from the annotation of a GenBank genome assembly.
AUGAGCAUAGAACAGCUUGAGGCAGAGGCUGGGAGGACAGACCUUCGGCCUAAUGGUUUUAAGAGAAGUUCUUGGCUAAGUGGCACUAGACGCAGGAAAGGUGGAAAUCCCAAGAAGCAGCAACGGUUGCUUCCCAGCGAGGAUGAGGUGAGGGAGGCUGCGACUGAUUGGUCAACGCUUGGGGCCACUUUGCGACGAGCCCUUCUCGUGGGAGGGAAUGGCGGGGGCGACAGAGGGGGGUCGGGAGCAGGGGUAGUGCAAACAGGAGCAGCAGUUGCAGGAGACGCGCUGGCAGGAGCAGCGGCAGCAGGAGCAGCGCCGUCACAUGUUUGGAGCUUCUGUGAAGGGCUGGGAGGAGCUGAAGGAGGAACAGGUUUGGCCGAGGAUGAGGAACGGAUGGUGCAGCAGGAGCAACAGUCUGAAGUCCCAAAGGAGCAGGUGAAGCAGGCGUUAUACCUACCUCUUCAGCAGCAGCUGCUGCAGCAGCAAGAGGAGCAGCAGCUUCAGGUGGAGCAGCAGCAGGAGCAGCAGCAGCAGCAGCAGCAGCAGUUUCCUGCGUUACCUGCCAGCAGAGUGCCAGGCUUUGGAGGGCUGUGGAGGCGAGGGUGGCUUGGCGGCAGUCCCAAGGUGAUGGACUAUGAGUGCCGAUUCUGCGGCAAGGGAUUUGAUUCUCCUCGGGCGCUUGGAGGGCACAUGAAUCUGCACAGGAAGGAGCGCAAGCUAGAAGACGAGUUUUUGCAAGAGGCCGCGGCGCAAGCCAGGCAUCCACGCCUCCCUUCCUCCACGGACCCCUUUCUCUCCACCCUCUCCCCAGAGGUCCUCCAGUCUCUCUUCCUCAGCUCAUGCCCCCCUGAAACAGCCGCUGCUGGCCCUGUAACUCCUCGUUCGGUUACUACAGCAUCCUCCUUCGCACCUGCUCAUCCUGCUUCUGUUCCUCACUCGCUUCCACCCUUGCCUGCUACUUCUGUACCACUCGUAACCAAGCCACCGGUUACCAUACCGUCAGUAAACAUAUCGCCGGUUGCCACCUUUUCUCAGCACCAGUCCCAUCUUGCCCCACCUGCACCCACUAGUCAGCUGGAAGCAAUACCACCUGAAUUGUUGGCGGCGUGGGUUACUUCUUCUGUAUUCCCAGAUGGCGUUACAUCUGGCACUACAGCUGGGCCGCCAGUGUCCUCCCCGCCUGUAGCAGCAGGCGAGCAGGAGAAGGAGAGUCCAGAGCUCAUGGAGAGAACUGGCGGGGAUGAUGUGUCAUGGUUGCUACCACAUAGGCGGCAGCUUGACCUGCAACAGCAGCAGCAGCAACAACAACAGCAGCAGCAGCAGCAGCAACAGCAGCAGCAUGAGCAGCAGCAACAGCAGCAGCAGCACGAGGAGGAGGAGUUGUUGAGUCAGCUGUUGGCACUGGCAGAGCAGCACGCACAGCCAGGCAUGGGUGGGGUGUUCGAGCAUCAGGGGAAGACAGGGCCUCUGCAAGGGGGUAGCAGUCAAGCAGAAGCAUGUUUGGUGCCACUGAAUGUUGGCCAGGGAGCCGUGAGAGGAGUGGGAGGGAUGGGAGGAGUGGGUGGAGUGGGAGGAGGAGAGGGGACGUUGCAUGGUCUCAGUGCUUUGGAUUGGCUGCCUGCAGCCUCGCGCCUCCUUGGCCUCACCAAGCCUGCUGAGGCGAUGCCUGCAGUGGCUAUUCCUGAUGUGACUAUGCCAGCUGCGACUAUUCCUGUUAGGCCUCCGGUGCUUGUUGGGUCUGCCGUUUCAACUCCUGCUGCCACUGCUCCCGUGGUCACUCCACAGCAGCAGCAGCAGCAGCAGCAGCAACAGCCAUGGACCACCGGGUUCGCCCUUGGCGGCCAGCAACAGUCGCAGCAACCUCUGAGUUCUCGGCCUGUCAUGAGGCAGCAGCAGCAGGUUGGGGCUCUGCCAGGGCGGCCAUUGCAAGGAGAGGCUGCAGGAAGGAGCGAGGAGGAUGAGCUGGCACAGCUGGAACAGCUUCGCCAGUUGUUGCUCUUACAGGAUCAGCCUAUAAGGGAUCAACCAGGGAAGGAGGGGCUUCAGUUGAAGAGGCAGGGGUUGGUGGGGAUGAAAGGAGGUGAGUGGUGCGGUGAUUUGAGCCAGCAGGUGGAGAGAGAGGUGGUAGCCGAGCGUGAGAGACAGUGCCGUUCAGAGGAAUAG